This is a messenger RNA of Erythranthe guttata (spotted monkey flower), 679 nucleotides long. The record is from RefSeq and is a predicted model, not a curated record. Lineage: Eukaryota; Viridiplantae; Streptophyta; Magnoliopsida; Lamiales; Phrymaceae.
AUGGAUUUUUCAAUAUCACAUGAACCAAACAAUGAGAAGAAGAAGAAGCAAAUAGCAAUAAUCGGAGCCGGCAUAAGCGGAAUCCUCGCAUGCAAACACGUCAUCGAAAAGGGUUUCGAUCCUCUACUUUUCGAGUCCCGAAACGGGAUUGGUGGAGUUUGGUCAACAAACACCAUUGACUCAACCAAGCUCCAAAGUCCCAAAGAUUACUUCCAAUUCUCCGAUUUCCCAUGGCCCGAUUCCGUCACCGAAACGUUCCCCGAUCAUAACCAAGUAGUGAACUACAUCACUUCUUACGCUCUUCAUUUCGAUAUUUUUUCGAGAAUCAAAUUCAAUAAUAAAGUUAUUGGAAUUGAGUACUGUAAUUCAUCGAUUAUCGAUGAAGACGAUAUGUCUAAUUGGGAUAAAUGGGGUGGCACCGGUGAAGCGUUUUCGACUAAUGGAAAAUGGAAUAUUCUUGUUCAAAAUAUCUUGAAUCCUAUGGAUGCUCCUAAGGUACCUACAUUCAAUAUUUUUUUUAAUUAAUUACUUAAUUUUUUGUAUUUAUAAUUAGUAUUAAUUAUACCUUGUUUGUGAUAUGAUGAUUUGUUUUUUUUUAGGUGUAUGAAGUGGAUUUUGUGAUAUUAUGCAUAGGGAAGUUUAGUGAUUUGCCAAACAUGCCUUAUUUUCCAUUAAAUAA